AUGCCCCAACAUUCAAAGCAAGAUUUGUUAUCUAUUAAGGAAUGGAUGUCGAAAGAACCCUAUUUACCUCAAGAUCUUGAUGAUAAAAUGCUUAUAUGGUUCUUACAUAGCUGCUACUUUAGUCUGGAAGCGACUAAGAGGUGUAUAAAUAGAUUCUGCAUAACACGUGCACAGAUGCCUGAAGUAUAUAUCUCUCGAGAUCCACUGUCUGACAACAUACGUAAUAUGUUGGAUCAUAUAGUCUUGGGGAUAUAUGAGUUCGAUGGUAAAGAUGUUGUCAUACAUAAACUUGACGAUCCUACGUUGGAUAAUUUUAAUUUUUAUGAUUAUUUGAAAACUUUAACAAUCCAAGGCGACACCUGGAUCAAAUAUCACCCGAACUUACCAGAUGGACAUUACAUAGUCAUCGAUAUGUCAUGUUUUUCUUUCAAAUUGGUUUCAAAGAUUAAUAUUAUGUAUUUAAGGGAUUUCAUAUUGUAUCUACUCGAGGGAAUGCCAGUUCGUGUAAAAAAAGUGAUUGGUAUAAAUGCUCCUUCUUAUUACGAAAAAUUGUAUGCACUUGUCAAGCCAGUCUUGCCUGCUGAGAUCAUUGAUGUAAUUCACUUUUUUACUGACUACGAAAGCUUGCACCAAUUUGUAGAUAAAAAAUAUCUGCCGGUAGAGUACGGUGGUGAAGCUCAAAGCAUGUACGAACAAAACCAGGAGUGGCGUAAAAAAUUCGAUAGAGAAAGAAAGUUUUUCUUAGAUGACAAUGUGUGGAAAGCGGAUACAAAGAAGAUAUCGAAAAUUGCUAAUAAUACUAUGAGCGGUUCCUUCAGAACUUUAUCAAUAGAU
Messenger RNA from Brenthis ino (lesser marbled fritillary), 834 nucleotides. Lineage: Eukaryota; Metazoa; Arthropoda; Insecta; Lepidoptera; Nymphalidae. The record is from the annotation of a GenBank genome assembly.